Molecule: messenger RNA, 3139 nt
Organism: Amphibalanus amphitrite
Lineage: Eukaryota; Metazoa; Arthropoda; Thecostraca; Balanomorpha; Balanidae
Product: jouberin-like
Exons: 1
Coding region: 340-2964 (874 amino acids)
Biological process (GO): motile cilium assembly
Cellular component (GO): ciliary basal body
Molecular function (GO): protein binding
Source: RefSeq, a predicted model, not a curated record
GGGAGGCAGGUGCGGCCGGGCGAUCGAUUUCCGCUGCUAGGCAACGGCCUCUCCACACAACAAACCACCGAUAGCACGGCUCCAGGAACGCCGAGCAACAGACUACGCUCGUGUUUGAUGUAGACGGUGUGAGUGGGUGGGAUACCGUGUUUGGGUGAGCAGGCUAUGUUCGAGAGAUCAGUCCGCCGAGCUAACAGUGUUCCCUAAACUUCAGAGUUCAGAGCUUACAGUGUUUCUCCCUUUUCGAGGAGUAUCGCAGUGGACCAUCGCCUUUGAUGUUUGUGCCGCGUGCCUUAUGGUUGUGAUUGUGUUGAGAACAGCAAGCAGCUGAGAGUAAAUAUGGUCUCGGCUGGCGACAAGCAGCCCCUGACGGCGGCAGAGGGCGGCAGUCAGAUGCCCGAGGGCCUGGUCGAACGGACGCGGCGCUCUCUGUCGGCGGUGCUCGGCGACAAAAAGCACAAGACGACCGGCAGAAACAGCCAGGGAAAUAAUGAACUGCAAGGCUGGCAGAAUCCUUCGUAUGAAAUGACCGAAAUGGAACAGAGCAAGGAGGUCGAGGUCAAGGAAGCCGAUGUGGAUGAUGGCAAUGUCGAGAGUGGGAAGAGGGUCAAGAAGACCGAUCGACACGCAUCAAAAGGUCGUCGAAAGGAUCGCGAACGUCGUAAGAGGCCGGAUGUUCUCGUUGAAGAACAUGAAAUGGAAGAGAGGCCAGGUAAAAGUGUCUCCGCUGAUCCCGGCGCCAGUUUGAGGGUGGUCGAUGAAACUGCCGCCGGUCAGGGCGAUGGGCCGGCGAACCCUGGCGAGCCGCCCAGCAGACCCCCGCGUCGCCCGGGCCGCCGUGGCAGGAAGAAGGCCCAUGUACCGAGCGACCAGCAGGCGGCUGAGCUGGCUGAGACGCACGGCGUUCCGCACACCGCUGAGGAGGGCGGCGGAGAGCCGGCCGCUGCGGCUGACCAGGUGCUGGGCGUGCUGGUGCACCAGGCCGACCGGCUGGACGGCGCCAGCUGGCACCUCAGCCGGCCCAUGGUGCGCGUGCAGCUGGUGGACGACGCCACUGGACAGCCAGUGCGCAAGUGUGACCCGCAUCGGCACGUCACCUACUUCUACGAGCCCGACGGCGUGGAGACCAUCCUGCCGGCUCUGACGCAGCCGGGCACGGCAAUCGGCGGCGGCCUCAUCACCUGGGACGACCUGCUGCUGUUCAACGAGCCGGUCAGCCGGCUGACGGCCGACGAGCCGCGCGUCUGCCUCCUGUUCGAGCUGACCACGGCGCGGCCGGAGCUGAGCACCACCGCCUGGGCGUUCCUGCGGCUGCGCAGCGCCGCGCCCGGCGGUCGGCUCAACACGGAGCGCCGGCUGCGGCUGCAGCUGUACCGGCCGCCGGGCGACCGGGCGGCGCGCACCACACCCGCGCUGAACUGGUGGCGCUCCGGCGGCCGGCGGCACCGGCUGGCCGCCACGCUGCACGUCACCGUCAGCGCGCUGCUGCCGCCGGCUCUGGAGCCCGGUCGGCGCUCACUGUACCCCACCCAGCCGGAGGAGGCGGCCGGAGCGGCAGCCAGCCCGGAGCCGGGAGCCCGGCGGCCCAGCUCGCCGCUGCUGCCCACCUGGAGUCGGCUCAGCGGCCAGCAGUGCCGGCUGCCCAACACGCGGCGCGCCACGCUCGCUGACGACUGCGAGUCCUGUCAGACGCUGCGGUUCGACGGCAGCGGGCAGCGGCUGGCGUGCGCCGUCCAGCGGGCCGCCCAGUUCCCCGUGCUGGUGUACCAGGUGGCGAGCGGCCAGCGCUCGCACGCGCUGCUCGGCCACGCUGGUCUGGUGUACGACCUGCGCUGGGCUGACGACCGACUGGUGACCGCUUCGGCCGACUGGACCGCCCGUCUGUGGCACCUGAACGAGGCCGGCCGGUACACGGCGCUCGUGUUGCCACACCCGGGCUACGUGUACUCGGCGCUGUUCCACCUGACUGCCCCUCAGUUCCUGGUCACCGGCUGCUUCGACGGCGUGGUGCGACUCUGGGAGAGCGGAGUGCGGGACGCGCCCGGCGCCGAGCCGCGGCUCGCGGACGAGCUGGUCGCCGGAGAGACGCCCGUCAACAGCCUCUGCUGCUCGGCGGACGGUCGUCGUCUGUACGCCGGUGACGCUCGCGGUCGGCUGAGCGUCUGGUCGUGGCGCGAGGUCGGCGGCCGACCUCAGGUGACCCUGGAGCGUCGACUGGCCCCGGAGGAGGUCGGAGGCGCGCCAAUCGAUCACCUGGAGCUGCACCCGGCCGGCCGGCGGCUGCUGGUGCAGGCGCGCCGCGGUGUGAUCGCCGUGCUCGACACGGACCAUCUGGUAACGCUGCGCACGCUCGGGGGACACCUGCACAGCCGGACGCUGGUGCGCGGAGCGGUGACCCCGUGCGGCACCUACUACCUGUGCGGGGCGGAGGACGGGUGCCUGCACGUCUGGGCGCUCGAUUCGGGUGAGCGGUGCGCCACCUACACGGCGCUGGGCGGGACGCGACCCGUGGUAGGGGUCCACUUUCACCCGUGGGAGCACAUGACGGCCGUGGCGUCGCACCGCGACCCGCGCGUCACCGUCCAGCUGAUACAGCACGAACGGCAGGCCGAUGGGGAGCAGCUGGGCCUGUCGCUGCUGCCGCGAGCCAUCCAGCCGGCACCCACUGACGACUUCACAGCGCCGCCGCUGACCCCACCACCGGCCCGUGACGAGCCUCCCGAGGACGAGCACGAGAACCGCCGCUUCCAGGCCAUCCUGGACCGUCUGGACUCUGUGAUCGAGGUGGCGCGCGGCGGCCCGGCCGGUGGACGGCUCUCGGAGACAGUGCUGAGCGCACCUGCCGGCCUGGCGACGAGCGAGGGUGACGGGGAGCUGCCGGCGGUCCACCGGUCCCGCCACCGGCGCCGACGCAGGGAGCAGAAACAGAGGGACGCUCUGAGCCGUACCGACCCGGGAGUGUGACCGCCCGACCUGACCUCGGGGGGGGGGGGGGGAGUGUGCAGGAAUAGAAUUGCCGUAUUGAUGGGGGUGCGCGCCGAGAUCUGUUAACAAACUGGGCCAUGUUGUGUUUGUGAUGUUUGUUGGAGCUUCCUUGGGCAAUCAUUUGAGAUACGCCAGUACACUUGUCAUUGUGUUA